AGAGCUCUGAGUUUUCUCAAGCAUUCAAAUCAAGGAAUCCAUCCCCAAGCAUUUUAAUUUCAUCAAUCAAAUAUUCCUUUGGUGAGAAACCAUCAUGGCCAGCUCGACCUCCGUCUUCCGUAAGCUUACUUGCGUGCUGCUCAUCUGCAUGAUGGCAUGUGCACCACUUGCUCAGGCCGCCGUAUCAUGUGGUACCGUUCAAAGCAGCCUGAUUCCUUGCUUACCCUACGUUAGGAAUAACGGUGCUGGGGCUGUCCCUCCAGCCUGCUGCCAAGGGAUUGCUUCCGUCAACAAUGGUGCCAAGACCACACCCGACCGCCAGGCUGUUUGUGAGUGCUUGAAAAAACUUUCUUCUCUCGUCUCCGGUGCCAACCCUGCAAUUAUAGCUGGCCUCCCCGGCAAGUGCAAGGUUAACGUUCCUUACAAGAUCAGCACCUCCACCAACUGCAAAACCGUCAAAUGAGCAAUUGACGGAGAAGCAAAUGGUCAGCCACGGGAUGUAGUAGUUGGCAUGAGAAAUAAAAUGGGUGUUAGGCCCACACGUACGUGACUCCUCACGUGGGAGUCAUUUAUGUCUCCUCGCUUUUGCAUACUUGUAUUUCAUCAUGGACUGGCCACUUUAAUGCAAUAAAUAUCCUUAAAGUUA
Messenger RNA from Alnus glutinosa, 646 nucleotides. Its product is annotated as non-specific lipid-transfer protein 1-like. Gene Ontology annotation, biological process: lipid transport. Lineage: Eukaryota; Viridiplantae; Streptophyta; Magnoliopsida; Fagales; Betulaceae. Gene Ontology annotation, molecular function: lipid binding. The coding region runs from base 95 to 463 and encodes 122 amino acids. Gene Ontology annotation, cellular component: membrane. The transcript is spliced from 2 exons. The record is from RefSeq and is a predicted model, not a curated record.